ACCGUGGGUGAGGCAGGGUGUAGUGUGGUUCAUCACCCUCUCUUACCUAUUAUACCUGACUUUUUAUUUUUAUUUUACGAUUAUAAUAUUAUGAAUACUUUACAUUGAAGAUGAAACUAGUUAAUUUAUAAGUUGUACUUCAUCAAAAGCCAUUUGAUUGUUGUAGUGACUGUGAUGAAAUACAGGUCGCGAUUCAUGUCUUCAAAAACCUUGAUGGAGUGACCUGCUGACCAGCGAAGACGUGGAUGUGUAGGUGGUGAAAACAGGUGUGCGGUACCUCAUGGUUGUCUCCACAGCUAAUAUGCACCUGCAAGGCAGUUUUUAUAUUCUGAAGAAGAGAUGCAAAGUGACGCUCACACAUGACGGCAUCAGCUGGGUACCUGAAGGCAACCCGGAGUGUUAUCGCCAAGUCCGUCCCGCAGAGAUAUUGGGAUGUUGGCUGUGUCCUAAAGCAUCGCUGUCAUGCUGUCAUUACGCCCAUCCUAUCACGCCCACGCCCGGCCACGCCUCUCCCCUGGCCGUCGCUCGAUGCAAACACUCACUCGGCAAGGGCAUGGACUCCGGGCUAACGCUGGAGUACUGUGACCGAGGGCGUGGCUUGAAGUGGAAGUCGAGGACAGUGGUGUUGGUGCACGCGGCCGGAGACGUUGUUGUGACGUGGCAUCAUGCUAUCUGGUCUCUGAUACAAGGUUUAACACUGCGGCCAAGGAAGGUGUUGGUGGUGAUCAACCCUGUAGGUGGGAAGAGACAAGCCCACCAGAUCUACAAACAGAAGGUGGCCCCACUGUUCAGCCGUGCUGCCUUACACACUACUGUUGUACAGACAGAGUACCGGGGUCAUGGGCGGCAGCUGGUGGAGGAUGGUGUGGGUAUGGAGGAGAUGGAUGGUGUGGUGGCUGUGGGUGGUGAUGGUCUGGUGAAUGAGUUGGUGAUGGGGCUGUUGAUGUCGGCAGCUAGGAAGGCAGGAAUUGACCCACACGACCCUGACAUAAUCCUGCCAACUACGCACUUACGGCUGGGCAUCAUUCCAGGUGGCAGCACUGAUGCCAUGUGUCAUGGUACUCACGGCACAAGUGACGUCACUACUGCUGCCCUGCACAUCAUCAUGGGUGAUAGUCGGUGUGUUGAUGUUGCAGCUAUCCAUAGAAAUAAUCAUCUGCAAUCGGUUGCAACUACCAUGGUGUCAUAUGGAUAUUUUGGUGACUUGUUAAAAACCUCGGAACAAUGGCGAAAGCUUGGACCAUCUCGCUACUUGGUAUCUGGAGUAUUACAGUUUUUAAAGAAUCGGUCUUAUGAGGGCCAAUUGAGGGUGUUGACUCCAGCAAACCCAUUAGCUCAGCCUUAUGACAUUAAUAUAUGUAGUCACCAGUGUAGUGUGUGUGAUAAAGCUGCCAUGUCUCUUCCAACACCUGGGGACUGGCUGCAGUUCACUGGUCGAUGGAGUGUCGUGACCUCGGCUCUGGUGUCAUGUGCGUGUCGCCUCUCUCCUUGUGGAAUAUCGCCCUCGGCUCACCUCGGGGAUGGCUGCACCGACUUAAUCCUUGUGUCCGGGGGAUCAAGAUGUCGCAUUCUCAGCUAUCUCUUUAGAACUGCAUACAUGGGAAAUGCUGUGAGCUUAAACCAUGUGAACUUGCACCGUGUUCAAGAGGUUCACUUCACACCAAAAUUGACGGGACCCAAGUCUUCCUGGAACUGUGAUGGGGAGCAGCUGCUUGAACCUGCUCUCAGACUUAAAGUUCACUGUCAACGUCUGCGGUUGUUCUGCCGUGGAGUUGAGAUCGGGACGGAGGACUUCUCAAAGACCGCACCAAAUUCCAAGAGUGCUUCCUUAUAGAUAAAUUUUUAAAUAAGGUAAACUUUUAAACCAGUGAACAACUAAUGAGCUUAAAGAAUAUGUUCACAUUUUGGCUCUAUUUUUAGUACCCGGUAUAGUAACUACAGUGAUUAGUAACAUUUGAAUAAAAGGAAAUCUUAAACCCGUGAUUAUGUGUUAUAGAGUGUGAAGAGUGGACGAAUUGGAGUAAUACUGAUGGAAGAUUAAUGUAGAAUUUUCAUUAUGUUUAUGUGACCAAAUUUAGCCUUUUUUAGGUUUUAAAAAUCCACUCAUUCACUCUUCUUGACAAACUACCAACAUUCCACAUUGAAAUAUCAGCUGUGAUUCCAUAUCCACGCGAAGAGUUCCUUUCCAAAAUGGGAUUGACACUAUAAAACAACUUUGGCAACAACAGUUAUUUGCCUAUUUUUUGACCAUAGUGUAUGGGGUGUGUGGGUCAUUAGUGUACAUGGUGUAUUAGUGAAAAACAAUUCUCUCACAGGAUCAUUAAUAAUGUACAUCACAUUUUGGAAAUUAACUCGUUUUUAUAAUUCAUAAUAUUUGUUGAUAACUUGAAAUCUUACAAGACUCUUCAUCAACACUUGUAGAACAGUAAUGUGAUGCUCAGAGCUGUGUCAACUUUCUCUCAAAACUUUGAUAUUCAAGACAUAUUUUUAGCAGUGAUCUACUUAUAUUUUAUAUAACUUGUAGUUGGGUAUAUGUAUUGGCAUUUCAUGUUUCAUUAUGUAAUAAUAACAGAUUUGUACAUCACAUCUGAACCAACAGUAUAAGUGAGAAUGGUCUUUUAGAUUUGGUUAUAUUACUUUUAAGAUAUACUUGUAUUAACUGAUACAUUUACAGUACAUUGAUUUUAUAAUCUUUGCCAGUAAGUUGCAUCUAUUAAUACAGGAUAUAUGAUGUACUGUACAUAAUUACAAAAUUAAUAGUUAACAAUAACAAUUUUAAUUAAGUUAAAAUAAUUUAUAAAACAAAGAAUUUUGGAGUUUUUAAACUGUAUAUCAAAACUUUCUGGGUCAAAUCUUAUAUGGUUUCCUGGAGUUCAUUUAAUGAAAAGCAGAUAUUGAACCAUAUAUUUUUAUAUUGAAGUAAAAAAAAUGAGUUUUGACAAAAGUCAAUAUAAAACAAGAUAUCAAAUGGGUCCCAACACAACCUAACAUAAACUAGCCUAGACUUUAGGGUUGUGGCCCAAUCCUACUGUUCUAACAGGCCUUUGUCCUACUUGUUAGGUGGGAGCCUAUUAUGUCUCGUGUCUAUUUACUUAGUCUAAGUCUGGCAGAGAAAAAUUACAUGAUUACUGCUAAUUCAGUCUCAGUGAGAUAUAUUUUGUUUACUUUUAAUGUUACAAAGGUAAACACUGGCUGUAUGUUUGAACCAUCACAACCAUUUAAAAAAAAGUAAGUAUAUGCAGCACAAAUGGUUCAUAACAGCUGUGUGAGGUAAUGAAAUGUUGACAAUAAUGUAAAUCUUAUGUCUUAAAAAAUACUUGCAUAUAUUGUGAGGCACAAUUACCGUACCUUGUUGGGGAGUGGAAUAAUGACUUAAAAUUAGGAGGUGAAGGGUUCCAAUAGGUGCUAUAUAAAGGAAGUAUAUACCUUAAUAUUAUUCCCCAAAAGCUUAGCAAAGCAGAUGCAAUAUAUGUGUGUGUGAACUUGUCGCCACUAUACUCACUGUGCUGUGGUAAGGCUGUGAGUAUAAUCUAAUGAAUAAAGACUGAAAUAUAUACUGUACAGUACUGAAAUACAGAGACAAACAGGUCAUGGUCUCUACCACAGCUUGCAUUCUAAAACAUGAAUCUCAGGUCACUGUAAUUUUCAUGGAAGAAGAUUCCAUAGAUCUUAUAAUUCAAGAGUGUAGAAUUGACAUACAUAUUAACUUUUUCUUGAAUUUUACCAACUUCAUCUUGAAUAUUCAUAUCGAACUUAUUUCUGUAUUUCUUUUCGACAUUCCUAAUGUGUGUGUAUAAGAAUGGUCUCCGAAUGUAGUGAAUAUAUUUCAUAUUUUUGAUAUUCAGAACCUUGUAUAUUGUCCAUCAACUCUAGAAACAUUUGCAGGUUACUCUUCAUGUUUUUUUUAUAUAUAAAUUUUAGGGCUCUGCAGGUGGAUUUAAAAAUGCAUACAGGAGUAUUUUUUUAUGGCAGUUUCUGGUCAUAAUAUUCCAGGCUUCUCACUGUUGUAAAACUUGUAGUUGAAACCUGAGAUGAAAUUACUCUCCUCCCCGUCACUGUCCUCGUCACCCAAUACUAUAUCAGUGCCACUCAAAUCAAGGGUGUGGAGGAGUGAGGCGGGUCACAAGACAUUGAAGGACGUGCAUCCAUCCAUGAUAGCUGGUGGGUAACUGGACCACUGGACUUGAGACAAAGAUUAUAUGUGAUUUAAGUUGUCAAGUAAAUAUAUAUCCCAUACAAAGUACCUUGUCCUUCCUAGACACUCAAACUGUACCUCGAAUAUUAAGGACAUAGAAGACUGUCACCCAGGGUUGCCACGGUGGAUAUAAAGGAACGUCACCGGGGCUUUAAGGGUUAACCACUUGUACCUGAGGGAUCUGUUAACAGGUGUUUCAUUUGAUAAUUGCUUGUCAAUUGAAACCAAGAGGAUGGUAGCUGUUGUGCUCAAGAGAAUCAUAUUUGAAGAAUCAGUAAUUAAAUGCAUGUUUUCAUUCAUAACAACGAGCUCCCAACAGCUGUUUUCCAUUCUUUGUGAAUACUGUAUAGAGGAUCUAUCAAAAUGGCCAGAAGUGUGAAGGUUGUUAAUGACAACAGAACAUGGUGUAGCCUUGACACAAGACUGUAACACAAUAUAACCAGGAAUGAGGAACAAAAAAGCAAGAUUUGUAGGUCAGCGACCUGUGCCCGGGUGGGCUAAUCCCAGUGAACAAAAAAAAGUCAUUAAGAGCCACUACAAAAACUUCCCAGUGGUGGUGAGUGAGACAACUUUGGCUGAAGGUCUCCAAACUCUUACCAGGCUACAGUGAGGUGAGGGGGUGGACAUGACACUUCUCCCUCUCAGAUGUUUAUACUCACUCCAUGGGGUGAGAGUGACCAAGAAGCACAUGGUGACCACAAACCGAGUCAAUAAAUAAAAAAUUUGAUCCCACUGCACAAUCUAAAAUCUAUGAAAAUUUAAUAAAAAUCAAUAUAAAACUGUUUCUAUACAAAAGGAACAAUACUUCAGUUUUUUAGUUAAUAUAUUACUAAAUUGAGAAACACAUAAGCACAAUUUUACGUCUCUAAUUUCAAGCCCUUUCCGGCUUUAUGCAGGUUUGCUGGAAACGAGCAAAUUCACAUAUUUUCCCUAUAUUCAGUGUCAUUCAUUCUUUCUUAAAAAUGUAAAAGAUGUGUUUUGUGUGGUACUCCCCUUCUUCUACGAGGCCCUAAACCCUGUUCAUCUCUGUUGCUUUACAUGAGUGAGCAUCACUCAUAAGCAGCCAACUUCUUCCCAGAAAUAAUUUGGUGCCAUGGGUGUGGGUGUUCAUUCCUCUUACUUCUACUACCAUUCACCCCAUCUCUCCCUCUCUUUCAUCUUCUCAUUAUACUCCUACCAUUCUAUUCUUGAUUAUAAGCUUAUUAUACAGUCACCUGCACUUAUACCUGCUACAGCAACGGACACAUUUUGUGAGAUGUGGCAACUCUGUGAGGAAUACUUAUCUAGUAUCCUUAGUCUGGCUACUAUUGUGAUGUUUCUUGAGGCCAUUCCAGGCCAUACAGAGUGCCACAUCUCACAAAAUGCACCAGGUAUAAGUACAACUUACCUUGACUUUAGUAUUUCCCUACCUAUUCAGACCCUGAUUUGCUCUGUGUCCAUCAUUUCUUUCACUUCCAUAUCUCCUCAUUUCUGUAUUCCUUAUACUGUACUUUGAAUAUUGCUUACCACACAUGUUCAUCUCAAGUGUGUCGUUUUUGUUGCCCUUACCCUUAAAUGGUAGCCAUCAGUGGAAGUUAGCUGUAGGCUAAGGUGGCCAUCAUCAGUAGAAGUUAGCUGUAGGAUAGUAACCAUCAAAAGUGGAAGUUAGCUGUAGGCUAAGGUGGCCAUCAUCAGUGGAAGUUAGCUGUAGGCUAAGGUGGCCAUCAUCAGUAGAAGUUAGCUGUAGGGAUGGUGGCCAUCAUCUGAAGAAACUGGUGGGCCAUGUAGGGCAACACUGACAGUAGGAUCACAUUACCGAUGGGUCAAUUAUUUGACUGAUGCAUGUGAUACCUCUCCAUCGGUCAGAAUUUUUGAGCGAUGUAAGUGCAUUGGUGUGGAUCCUGUCCUGCAUACAACAGUUUUCCUGCACAUCUGAUUCUCUCUCUUCAUAUAAUUAUCCAUUCACCUGUUACUACUUCUACUCUGUGGUUCACUUCAUCUCUCGUCAUUUCUCCAGAUAUCAGAAACACUGCACUUUAUAUAUGUUUAUAUGUGUCCAUCACCCUUGAGGUUGUAUUUAUGUUUAUUUUAAUACAAAUAUUAAUAUUUUUAACAUAUAUUUGUACAGAAAAUACAGUAUAAAUGUUGUUUUAUUUAUAAUACUUAACUAAGCAUGUAUGAAAGAUAGAACUGGAAUAAGAUUCAUUAAUCCCUUGACCUGGAACCUAACUGAACCCUAACAUAACCCACCCCUAAAUACAUCCUAACUUAUGAUGACCUACUCCUAACAUAGCUUAGCUUAACCUAGCGUACUUGAUGUAGUCUGUCCAACUACAGUAUAUGGUCUUAUUCUGGUAAUAGGUCCUGGGGUUUGACCUGGCUUGACAUCGGUCCACUGGAUGUAAGAUCUCGUUUUAUUAUUUAUACACAGUACAGUAUGGUAAUUAUGUGAAGAAAUUACUUUUUGUGGGACUUUUAAUGCAAGAAAAUAAAAUAUUGUUGUAAAAUAUUUCCAAAGAUGAUUAUUAAAUUUGAAUAUUUGUUGUAUUUAACAUUCGUUUUUUUGUUGUUCUAAUAUGAAAGAAUUUUGUUAGAAUUUUUAUUUUGUUUUAAUAUGGCAUGUCUAUGUUAUGUAUGUAUACUGUAUUAUUUUAUGUAUAUUAUAAUGUUUAACACAUACAUUAAGAGUUCUCAUCAUAUGGUUAACAGUGUGUUGGUCAUGUGAUAUUCCGUCAUGUUGGUGUGAUGAGACAGAGGUUUUAGUGUUGCAAUAUUUAACAUUAAUUACACAUUGCAGGGAUUAUUUUUCAUGGUUUGUGUAAGAAGGAUGGAACAAUUGUUAGAGAAGUUCAUUUUCCUGAGACACGCAUGAUUGGAGUCAGCUGACGCGGCCAUCUUGGGGAGAGAGCACAGACUGCCCUCCCAUAAUGUAAUUUACCAAAGUUUAACAGUAUUUAUUUUAUUUUUUCAUAUGUUAGGUGGUAGGCUAAAUUAGAGUAGUUGUGUACUUUAGUAUAUCAUUAGUUAGGUAGGUUUUGUUCUUAUUUGUGAACCGAUUUGGUUUUUUGGGGUAUGAUAUUGGAGUAUUUUUGUCACUUUGGAGCCAAACCUUAUUUUUCCCAUAUUUUCUUUUAUUCACGAUACGUAAAAUCACCUUACGAAUGUUUUAAACCUAAACCCAUUUGUAUCUUGAGGGACGCCUGUACUGUGUAUCUAAUUACUAUUACAGUAUUUUGAACUAAAAUUUAAUAUGAAAUAAUUACAAAUAUCUUUACUUAAAAAAGAAGAGAGAAUCAUCACAAAACACUUAGACUAAUUGCUUCUUACGACUUUGCUGAACUGGAGCUCUCCUGCCACACGUCCGACCACUGUGCCCGAGUCGUUGUGUCGGUACUAGCUGUUCUAUUUGGGUUAAAGUGUCUCCCAUAUCUUUAUUAUGGGCCCUAAAUGCCCAACAAGUGAUGGUGCGACACCACGAAGAAAAAUUACAAAGAAUUGCAACAUGACACUGGAGCAAAGAAAGUCAUAGCAAAGUUGAGGCUAGUGAACGUGCGGUGGAUAUUGCAUGUAAUUUUUCUCUCCUAUAUACCGCAGUAAGAUCUGUAGUGAAAAAGGAAGAAGUGUUCAAAAUGGUACUUCCAUUGGUACAACUAAAGUUACACCCUUUCCUGCCACCGCUGGUAAUGUGGGAGCAGUCAGACGGUAACAACAACACAUGCACAUCAGUUCUGAGACCACCACUGAUAAGUGAUUUAUUUCUAACAUGUAUCUUUAUCAAUUAAAGUUAUUAGUAAAGUUACUGAACACACAGAGUAACAGUCUAAGGGAUGCAUGCCUUAGCAAUGCAUUUGAUCUGGGGCACUCCCUCACCUCCUUCCCUAGCAGUGGUGCUUUGUGCCUCACAUCCUCCGGCCUCUACACACUUGCCACAUGGCAGUAAAUGAGUACAAAAUAAAUGAAAAUAGAAAGUUACUGUACAUGCAUUAUAUCUACCCGAAACUACAAGUUGAAAAAUAACCAUAACAUAACAAGUGAAGAAAGGCGAGUUAUACCGUGGGUUUACUGUACAGUAAUACCUGUACAGUACUGUACAUUAAUGCAUUCUAUGAUACAUUAUUAUAAAAAUAAUAAGUAAUAUGAUGUGUUCAUAACAUAUCUUCCAUGUACAACUUGCCCUUAAAAUUCACGGGGGUUUGGGUCUCAAAAUGUAUGCAAAUAUCAUUUGCUGAAGCGGGAGGGGGCAUUUUUACUCGUGUGCCCCUAAGAUAAUUAUUUAUUUUAUAUUUACUGUAUAUGUGUGUGUGUGUAAACACAUACACACACACACAAAACACAUACAAAUAAAUAAUAAUGGGAAAAUCCUAUAGCAACUACCCCUCCCACACACAGGCUAGUUGUGAUCUUAUUGCACGGAAGAGCCACACUAUCUUUUUUUUUUUUUUUUUAGUAGAUUUUUCGGCAACCGGUUAAUUUUUUUUGUAUGAAACCAACUCCCCUGUAUAUAUUCUAUGUACAAUUGAUUGCGCUUUCACAUGAAACCAGAAAAAAUGAAAAACGACAAAAGAAAUAAUUUUGACAAUAUGAAGUCAAGCAUUACAGUUUUCAAUACUACAAUUAACUUGUAUUUUAGCUCAUAAACAACCAAGUAAGGACAAUAAGUGUUAGAUAACAAAAAAGCGGAAAUUUUGACGCUUUAUAAUAGUGCUGGUAAAUUAAAAAACCCAGGCUACACCCUUUAUCUAGAGUUUUUUCCAAAAUUGUACACUUUCUUCUUAGUUUUCUCUACUUUAUAUAUACAGUAUACCUGUAUAUGAAACACAAGAUAAAUAAAUAAAAAAUACUGAAAAUAAACAUUUGUGGGUAACUGAAGGUAAAUAAUAAUUAAUAUUUUGUUAAGUUGACCAAGGACAGCUGACAAAAUCAUGAGAUGCUUAUUUCCAGCAUCCUCCAAGUUCUAAUCAGACCCAACGUUGCUUAACUUCACAGAUCAGAGAAUAAGCGGUGUUUGCAAUGUGGUACUAUGUUACAGUCUAUAUUGUAUAGUAUAGGGGACCAGACCUAAUACAGGGUGUCUCAAAAAAAUAUACAGUAUACACAUUGCCUUCCAAACUUUUGUGGCGAUCGCAUUAAUAUUUGUACAGUACAGUACUGGGAUUUUUUUAUUAGAAAACCAUUAAUGAUUAUUAUAGGACAUGCAAUAAACAGGAACCUAAUAAUCAGUAGGAGUAAGGUCUGAUCAUUUCAAAGAACAAUUAUGUUGUUCACAUUGAUAUGAUCAUAUGUUUUAGGUUCCUGUUUAUUGCAUGUCCUAAAAUAUAGUAGACAUACUGUAUGCAGUAAUUAUUUAAGGUUCUUGAAUAAAAAAAAUUACACUGUAUUACAACAGGAACACUGUGCUCAUGUGUUGAUGUGUGAGGUCUCCCAGAUUGUUGCAGGAGACUUGGCACAUCAACAAGUGAGGACAGUGUUGCCGCUGUAAUAGAAGCGCAUUCACGUGAUUGCCAUAUGGAUGGUGUUGCACACUGUCCAUUGUGGUAAUGUAAAAAAAUAAAUAAAUUUACAACUGUAUUUAUAUGACUGUGAGGAAUGUUAACUCCAAAGUUCUGUACAGGCAUGAAAAUGAAGGGCACAGUACAGUAUAAGGCUUAGCCCCUUGUGUACAAGUCCCCUUCUGAGUUAAAUAAAAUUGCCUGGUGUAGCAUCCUACUACAAUAGUAUGAUUUGAAGUACAGUACGUUGUAUAAAGACUUGUAAUAAAUAACACUUCCCAAAUAGAAAACAUUGUAAUUUUCUUAAGAUGUUUGUCUUAAAAGAAAUGUAUGUUGUUGUAGGUAACAUUAGCACUACAUCGAGAGCUGAGUUGGUCACUUUCCCAUUCAUACUCUUAAGUUCUAGCUGAAAUUUAUGUAACUUAGAGAAAAAAAUAUAUAAAAUUUAUUGCCUUUGGCUUUAAGGUCAGUCAGUCAUACAUUAAUCCUUAAGUAUUGGUCAUCAUCAGUGGAUGUUUCGUGUUCCUUGUAUCCCAUUAUUUGCACGUGGUUGGAGUAAGGAGUCUUACCCACAAUAGACUGCAGUAGAUCAUGCAUUAAAAAAACUUGUAAAAAAUAGACUGUGGUAAUAUGUGUACAAUAGAAAUAAAACAAUAGAUUGUAGUAAGAUGUAUAGCCAAAAGAUUAUAAACAAUAGACUGAAGUAGGUGUUACAGUAUAAAACUCGUAAAGUAAUGCUAGACUGGAGUAGGUGUUUCCAAUCUCCAUGUUGUCUGUAUCUUGUAUUUGUUUUAAAGAUCAAUGGUGUGUUGCUUAGUGGUAAAUGGUGUAUAGUUUGUAUAUAGAGAGACUAGGUAUAUUUUCAGUACUAAAUAUAUGUUGCUUCUUAUUAUAAUAAACUGUUAUGAAAACCUGGUUAUGUGUGUUAACUUUUGGAUGGCUAAAAACAAAUAUUUAAAUAUAUAAUUUUUCACACUGUUGUAUUGUGUAUUGUUCAACAUAGCCUUGUAUUGUUAAGUACUGGUUAGUUUAUUUUUGGUAUGUAAACAUUAAGGUUUGUGUUUAAUGUACUAACUAACAUUCCAUUGGGUAAAAUGUAAUGUAAUACUUUGCUUGUUUUGUAACAUCUAUAAUCAUUUUCUGUGUAUGAAUAUAACAAAUGCACAAGAGUAAAUUAAUAACUACAAUAAACAAAGAUGUCAAACCUA
Homarus americanus (American lobster) is the source of this 10871-nucleotide messenger RNA. RefSeq names its product ceramide kinase-like. Lineage: Eukaryota; Metazoa; Arthropoda; Malacostraca; Decapoda; Nephropidae. The record is from RefSeq and is a predicted model, not a curated record. The coding region runs from base 281 to 1834 and encodes 517 amino acids. The transcript has 9 exons. Gene Ontology annotation, molecular function: kinase activity.